Molecule: messenger RNA, 675 nt
Organism: Monascus purpureus
Lineage: Eukaryota; Fungi; Ascomycota; Eurotiomycetes; Eurotiales; Aspergillaceae
Source: the annotation of a GenBank genome assembly
GCCUCCAAAGCGAUCGAAAUCAUUGAGGGAUGAAUAAUGGUCCGCUUCCCUCAAGACGGGCAUUCCUCUCUGACCUCCUGCAUCUCCCUGCUGACUCGAAGGUCCGAUUUCUCGGAUGCGUAAAAACCUACGACGUCUCUAAAGGCCAUUUAUACCUAGAACACAACUAUCCUCGACCCAAACACGGGAAUGGUACAGGAGCAACUGAAUCGGCCUGUUCUGUACCGGUUGAUAUCAAUGCUACUCUUGAAACUAUGAGGUCUGAGGACCUAUCCGUCGGUGCAUGGCUUAACGUGUUGGGAUACGUAAGACACCAACGUCAAGUUUGGCAGUCUCAACCUCCACCAAAACAGCGGCAGCGGCAGCAGGAACCGCCUCAGAACGAAGCUGGUCCCACCAUUACCCAUUCAGUAUACGUUGAUGCCGUUAUGGUUUUCCCCGCCGGUUCGGUCGAGAUUGGGGAGUACGAGCGCAUAUUGAAGGAUCUCCAGGUUGUUGAGAAGACCUUCGGGCGAUCAGAGUGAUUAUGUUCGUACAAAUAAAUGAGGCGUGCCCUAUUUGUUGACUAUUACUACAUGGAUUGUCUGUUCGUUUUAUCUUCAUACAGUCUGGGUGCAUGUCUAGGAUAUAUCUCUAGGUGCUGAUUAGGAAUAUCAUAUUAACUUUUACUCGAAU